Messenger RNA from Paralichthys olivaceus (Japanese flounder), 3791 nucleotides. It is a transcript of the gene tial1, whose product is annotated as TIA1 cytotoxic granule-associated RNA binding protein-like 1. Lineage: Eukaryota; Metazoa; Chordata; Actinopteri; Pleuronectiformes; Paralichthyidae. The record is from RefSeq and is a predicted model, not a curated record. Gene Ontology annotation, molecular function: RNA binding; DNA binding.
CCACUUGAGACACAGCUAUCUAAAACAAAAGUAUGAUUUCCUCUGAUUCCGGUGUUCCAUGUUUUUUUUAUUUUCCUCACCCUGACCUCGCCUGAGCUCCUCAUCACCCACGUUCUCUCGGCUCUCAGCGUGACGUAUGUCCUGGCGCCCGGUUAGUUAGCUCCAUAGCUAGUUAGCUAGUUGUUGUAGUUGACAGCGCACACUGGAGUCGGUAAGCGUUAGCUAACCAGCUAGUAACUAUCGUUUCCUGCCCUGGUGACUGUCAGUACCUGCCAUGGACGACGAUAGCUACCCUAAAACCCUGUAUGUGGGAAACCUCUCUCGGGAUGUGACUGAAAUUUUGGUUCUGCAACUCUUCACCCAGAUUGGACCUUGUAAAAGUUGUAAGAUGAUCACAGAGCACACAAGCAACGACCCCUACUGCUUUGUGGAGUUCUUUGAACACAGAGAUGCUGCUGCAGCCCUCGCAGCCAUGAAUGGAAGGAAGAUAUUAGGAAAGGAGGUCAAAGUAAACUGGGCAACCACUCCAAGUAGCCUGAAGAAAGACACAACCAAUCACUUCCAUGUUUUUGUGGGUGAUUUGAGCCCAGAGAUUUCCACCGAGGAUGUCAAGGCUGCUUUUGCACCUUUUGGGAAAAUCUCGGACGCCCGUGUUGUGAAGGACAUGGCGACAGGCAAAUCAAAGGGGUAUGGAUUUGUGUCCUUCUACAACAAACUGGAUGCAGAGAAUGCCAUUGUCAACAUGGGGGGACAGUGGCUCGGAGGACGCCAGAUCAGGACCAACUGGGCAACACGUAAACCACCAGCUCCAAAGAGUUCCCAGGACAAUUGCUCAAAGCUGCUGAAGUUUGAUGACGUAUUGACUCAGUCCAGUCCACAGAACUGUACCGUGUACUGUGGGGGGAUCCAGUCAGGAUUAUCAGAACACCUAAUGCGACAGACCUUCUCACCUUUUGGUCAAAUAAUGGAAGUCAGAGUUUUCCCAGAGAAAGGAUACUCUUUCAUCAGGUUUUCCUCCCAUGACAGUGCUGCCCAUGCGAUUGUUUCAGUCAAUGGCACAGCCAUUGAAGGACAUAUGGUGAAGUGCUACUGGGGCAAAGAAUCUCCUGACAUGGCGAAAAAUCCACAGCAGGUUGAGUACAAUCAGUGGGGACAAUGGAACCAGGUCUAUGGAAGUCCACAGCAGCAGUAUGGCCAAUAUGUGACCAACGGGUGGCAGGUUCCCUCCUACAGCAUGUACAGCCAGACAUGGAACCAGCAAGGAUUUGGCGUAGAGCAGUCCCAGUCACCAGCCUGGGUGGGAAACUUUGGAUCUCAGUCAGCCCAGGCUGCAGCCCAACCUGGUCCAGUAAUGUCCAACUUGACCAACUUCAGCAUGGCUGGCUACCAAUCACAGUGAGCUGGCUCUAAACUAAGUGUAACAACAAGGAGCAAUUGUGAAGCCUUCAGACCACACAGCACUCUUUCAACUGGACAUCUUUGGUAACAGAGGGGCAGGGGCCAUAUUCACAAAGCCUUUGUAGCAAGUAGUUGCUCCUGCGCUAGUAAACUGAUUCUUUUAAAUGACUAUGUUAAUUUGACUUAGAACUUCUUUAAAGUUUAUUUGAUGAUAAUUAAGAGUUCUACUAUGGAAAAGUGCUCUUGGGCAUCUGAAGUAAAUCCAAACCACCUGACUAUCUGUCCAGCCUUGUAAAUGUUUGGCCCAAUGAAAAUCAUACCUGGUCUGUGACAAGAGGAUUUGCAGCUUUAAGAUGCAUACUGGAUAGGUAUCUAACAGACAGACUCUUUGGUGCUUUUCCUCUCAUCACAUCAUAUAAGUUGAUAAAUGGGCCAAACCAUCAAAAAAAGAGCUAAAUUGUUUCUAAAAAUUAUAAAAUCCCAACAAAACAGAUUUUAUUCUGUGAAGCUAAAAGCACAUUUAACUAUAAGCCAUCGUGUUACUCCAGCAGCUCACUGGAAUAUGAUGAGGAUUCAAAUCCUCUGAAACCUCAAACUUUAUAACGUGUUAAACUAUUAAACUAUAGCAAUAUCUGCCCUCACUUUGCCAAUAUGGUUUUGUAAUAUUUCUGUGAAAAUAUGUUGGCUCGUUACAGACUCGUCAAAAUAUUUACUUGUCAUACUUCGGGCAUUUUUCUCUCAUUUUAUACAACAGAGGACAAAUCCACACAGGUCUUCAUACGUUAAUUUUUGUAAUAUAUGUCAGUUUUUUAAAAGGCAUACAGUGAUGACAGUAUUCUACAGAACGUAUGAUCAGUUAUCAUGAAUGUGUGCAACAUGAUCUGCUUCAGUUCAUACAAGAUCUAAAUUUAGUCCUGUUUGAUACAUUGAUGAAAAUGCUUUGUGAAUAGAGGCCCUGGAACCAUAGUUUACCUUUCCAGUACAUGUGAAAAGACUAUUUGUACAAUAAACAAGGCUUUAAAGGAGAUUAUAGCGCAAAUUAUAGCGCAAUGUGCUGUCUCUUGGGUAAAUUUUGUGUAUUAAAAAAAAAACUUUCACCUUCAUGGCUCUCAAAGUAAAAACAAAUAUGUUUUUCAUGUUUUGUAUCAGAGUGAUCAGUAUGUUCUUUGCAGACUUUUGAUGGAUUUUACUUUACACUGAAAUGUAGCCUAGGUAAGACUAAUUUAUAAUCCUGUGUCUCAAAGCAAAGGCUAUUUAGCACAUUCUUUCUGUACAAAGAAAAUAUUGUUAGAACAGUGCAACCCCCAAACUUUGUAAAUUUCACUGAUUGUGUGUGCAGAUUCUGGGGCUGGUUUCCUAGAGGAACAUUGAACUUAAAUAUUUUCUUCCUGAUCCCUUCCUCUUGUUAACCUCAGUUAAAUUAAAGUUAUUUCUUUCUGAUGGCUCUGAGAGUUUGCAAAAAACUGAAGACUCAAUUUAUCACAAAAACCAGCCCCUUAAGACAUUGCAUCAUGUUUUACAUCAUUCAAAAUAUUUUCAGUGGCCCGUUUGUGUUUAAAGACAAAAACGUUUACACACUAUAAAUUGGGAUUGUUUUAAUUUAUACACAUUUGGUGGAAGUGGAAGGUUUUCUAAAUGUCAAUAAUUUGUCAGGGCCGCAUUCUUUUUUGCCCUUUUCCUUAUUAUUUCGCAGAAUGUGUUUAUAUAGCCCAGGUGAACUAUUAAAACAUUCCCUGGCAAAUUGGGACAAGAUGAUUUCUCAAACACAUUCUGCUAUUUGGAUUUUAUUUACAUAUGUGCCAUUCUGUACAGUGUACCACACUCCUUGAAAGCUCACUCUACUCCUGUCGUACUAGCCAACAUACUUGAUAAUGUUUUUGUUACUUUAUUAGAGCGGGGGUUGUUCAUUUAACAAAACAGGGUCAUGUUUGCUGAGUGUAAAUAUAAACCUUGAUCACAGACCUUCAUGAAACUUAAUAAAUAAUGUACAUACUGUAGGUAGAAUGUUAUGAGAUAAAAUGCCAUCAUUAAAUUUCAGCAAUAUUAUUUAUGCAUAAGCCUUAAUUGAUGUGCUGGUAAAUUCAAACUUUGUUAUUUGCGGAGGCUCCAUUACAGAUCUAAAUUCUUUUCCACUGUGGAUUUUCCCAUUUUUAAGUCUGUGUGCCAUUUUCAGGACGUAGCAGGAGGCAGGAGAAGUUUCAGCUCGAACUGCACGCUUAUGACACAUGCUAUAUUUCUUGCUUAAAAUGAUGAAUGUAUUGGCAAUUUGCUUUUAUGACGAUAAUACAUGUACAUUGAACAACAGAAGUGAUGUUUGAUAAUAAAGGAUGAAAUCAGUUUUCCAUUGAACAGAAAAUAUCAAGUCACUUCAAAUAAAGAAACAUUUCAAACUG